GGCGUGCGGGGCAGCGGGCGCGACACGCAACAGCAGCGGCGGCCGUGCAGGGACACGACGUACCGGACCGGAGUGCGCCGCGCCGGGUGAUCUUGAGUUCUUCCUAACUUGCUAGUGCUCAGCCUCCUCAUGCCUCCAUCUCCUUUAGACGACAGGGUAGUAGUGGCACUUUCAAGGCCCGUGAGACCUCAGGAUCUCAACCUUUGUUUAAACUCUAGCUGUCUUGAAUCUGCCUCUUCUGCUGGUGAGAGCCACUCCAGUCUGCUCAGCGCAGCUGUCGUGUCCCUAAAGACUGCUAAUCUCACGUAUAUGCCCUCAUCCAACGGCUCUGCACGCUCCCUGAGUUGUGGAUGCAGCAGUGCCAGUUGCUGCACUGUGUCAACGUACGACAAGGACACUCAGGCCCAAACUCAAGCGAGCACCAGUGUCGGAGCCUCCCCUGCCUGUCCUGCCAACCAAAUGGUCAACAGCAAUGAGAACGCUGGCAGCUUGAGCCCCCUGGGUGGAGUGGGGAGCCCAGUCUCGGGCACCACCAAGCAACUCGCUAGCAUCAAAAUCAUUUACCCCAAUGAUUUAGCAAAGAAGAUGACCAAAUGCAGCAAGAGCCACCAACAGAACCAAGGGCCUGUCAUCAUUGACUGCAGGCCGUUCAUGGAGUAUAAUAAGAGCCACAUUCAAGGGGCUGUCCAUAUUAACUGUUCUGACAAGAUCAGCCGGAGAAGGCUUCAGCAGGGAAAGAUCACAGUCUUGGACUUGAUCUCCUGCCGGGAAGGCAAGGACUCCUUCAAGAGGAUCUUUUCCAAAGAAAUCAUAGUUUAUGAUGAGAAUACCAAUGAGCCAAGCAGAGUAAUGCCCUCCCAGCCACUCCACAUAGUACUGGAGUCACUCAAACGAGAAGGCAAGGAACCCCUAGUCCUAAAAGGAGGACUCAGUGGUUUCAAGCAGAACCAUGAAAACCUCUGUGAUAACUCCCUCCAGCUCCAAGAGUGCCCAGAGGGGGGAGGAGGGGGCGGCGCGGCUGCUGUGCCCCCCACACUACCUCAGUCCAUCCCUACCACGCCGGAUAUCGAGAAUGCUGAGCUCACCCCCAUCCUGCCCUUCCUCUUCCUUGGAAAUGAGCAUGAUGCUCAGGACUUGGAGAAAAUGCAGAGGAUGAACAUAGGCUAUAUAAUCAAUGUGACCACCCAUUUGCCCCUCUACCAUUAUGAGAAAGGCCUCUUCAACUACAAGCGGCUCCCUGCCACUGACAGCAACAAGCAGAAUCUCAGGCAGUAUUUUGAAGAAGCUUUUGAGUUCAUUGAGGAAGCUCAUCAGUGUGGGAAAGGUCUCCUCAUCCACUGCCAGGCUGGUGUCUCCAGAUCUGCCACUAUAGUUAUCGCGUACUUAAUGAAACACACUCGCAUGACCAUGACAGAUGCCUAUAAAUUUGUAAAAGGCAAACGACCAAUCAUUUCCCCCAACCUUAACUUUAUGGGGCAGUUACUGGAGUUUGAAGAAGACCUAAACAAUGGUGUUACACCACGAAUCCUCACACCAAAGUUGAUCGGCGUAGAGACUGUUGUGUGACAGCAAAGCUGUAAGGAGGUGGUCAAUGAAGGGGUUAACCUAUUCUUCAUCUAAUUUAGGGCAGUAAUGGGUGGGGUGUGGAUUUUUCUUUUUAGCUUUUUCUGGGGGGAGGGGGGCUGUCAAAUUGUUUUGUUUUUUUUUUAAUUUAAUAAAAACCUUUUUU
Calypte anna (Anna's hummingbird) is the source of this 1729-nucleotide messenger RNA. It is a transcript of the gene DUSP10, whose product is annotated as dual specificity phosphatase 10. Lineage: Eukaryota; Metazoa; Chordata; Aves; Apodiformes; Trochilidae. Gene Ontology annotation, biological process: negative regulation of JUN kinase activity; protein dephosphorylation. The transcript is spliced from 4 exons. Bases 130 to 1566 code for a protein of 478 amino acids. Gene Ontology annotation, cellular component: cytoplasm; cytosol. The record is from RefSeq and is a predicted model, not a curated record. Gene Ontology annotation, molecular function: protein tyrosine/threonine phosphatase activity; MAP kinase tyrosine/serine/threonine phosphatase activity.